CUCUCAUCCCCUACCUCUCCCCCUGCGCUACUCAAGUCUUGGCCCACAAAAAUGACUCCGUUUUCCGAGCUACACGAAGUAACUCCGUAGAGGGGCUUUCUCUCCUCCCUACCCCGAAAUCGCAGCUGGCAACUAAAUCCUCCCCUGAAAUGUGCAGACUGAAACCGCGGCUAUCCUCCAGGGAAGUUGCAACAAUCCAGAAACCGAGAAAACCCCAGCCUACCCUACAAAACACACAGUCCAGUUUAACAGCUGCUAAUAAUCACGUGCCUGAUCAUGAGCUGACCCUGCCAGGAAUUGCUGAAAUCCUGAUGAACAGAGCCCAUGCCAGAAAUUCACUGGGAAGAGUACUUGUUAAUGAACUAUUCAGAGUUCUAGAAAGUCUCCGUUGUGAUGAAAGGAUCCGCGUGGUAGUGUUUAAAAGUGAAGUCAAAGGCGUGUUUUGUGCAGGCGCUGACUUAAAGGAGCGUGCCCAAAUGAAUGAUACAGAGGUUGGACACUUUGUUCACAGGCUGAGAAGUUUAAUGGAUGAAAUUGCUGCACUGCCUAUGCCCACAAUAGCUGCAAUAGAAGGCUAUGCAUUGGGUGGGGGAUUGGAAUUGGCAUUAGCGUGUGAUCUUCGAAUAGCAGCUUCAUCAGCUAAAAUGGGCCUGAUUGAGACCACCAGAGGACUUCUUCCAGGUGCAGGUGGAACCCAACGCCUGCCCCGCUGUAUUGGAAUAGGUCUUGCUAAGGAACUCAUUUUCACUGGCAGACAGAUUAAUGGACAAGAAGCACUCUCAAUAGGAUUAGUAAACCACACAGUGCCACAGAAUGAUGAAGGGGAUGCUGCUUACCAGAGAGCAUUAACCUUGGCUAAAGAAAUUCUCCCUCAGGCUCCCAUCGCUGUGAAAAUGGGUAAACUGGCAAUAAACAGAGGGAUAGAGGUGGAUAUUGCAUCGGGGAUGGCUAUUGAGGGAAUGUGUUAUGCACAGAAUAUUCCUACAAGAGACCGCCAAGAAGGGAUGGCUGCCUUCAGAGAGAAACGUCCACCCCAGUUUAUUGGGGAAUAGCCCUCCAAGGAUUUCCUUAUUCCAGGGCAUGAGUCUUUAGGAAGUAAAAUGGAGGUGCACAACCUUAAACUUAAUGGAAAUUGUUAAAUAUUAAAUUCUACCAUCUUAAUUCUUUACCAUGGACACUGCUACAUUCCUGGACACUCCAUAGGAGACAGUUUUACAAGGAUAAUUAAGGUAUUGAACAGUUUCAUUAAACCAAAAACAAGGUUUUUUAGACUGUUAAAGCUAUAAUGACUAAAGUCAUAGGGGAGACUGGAGUUGUAUACUAAGCUGUCAGGAGAGACUUUUGCUAUUAGUCUAAAUCCAGAACAGGUUCACAGUGAAUGAAAGGCCAGUACAGUGGUCCAGCUGAAAGAAUUUGGCCUCAGUUCAUUUUAAGUGGGCACUAUACCUGCUUGUAACUACAACAGAUAGGCCAAAUGGAUAAACAAGUUUAAUGCCCGAACUAGCCUCUUAUACCUAAGUACAUGGAAGUGUUCAGGCCUGAAAGGGAAAGCAUAGAUUGCUGUUGGUCAUGGGAUCUGACCUAAAUUAAUUUCAGAACUCAUUACCAAUUUUUUGAAUUCAAAAGUUACUUUGUUUCCUCUUUGUAUUGUAUGAAAACCACAAAUAAACUCUGUGCCUUAA
This is a messenger RNA of Chrysemys picta bellii (western painted turtle), 1682 nucleotides long. It is a transcript of the gene ECHDC2, whose product is annotated as enoyl-CoA hydratase domain containing 2. Gene Ontology annotation, cellular component: mitochondrion. The record is from RefSeq and is a predicted model, not a curated record. Gene Ontology annotation, molecular function: catalytic activity. Gene Ontology annotation, biological process: fatty acid beta-oxidation. Lineage: Eukaryota; Metazoa; Chordata; Testudines; Emydidae.